Messenger RNA from Staurois parvus, 278 nucleotides. The record is from the annotation of a GenBank genome assembly. NCBI's taxonomy places the organism in Eukaryota, Metazoa, Chordata, Amphibia, Anura, Ranidae.
UGUCCUUCCAAAGAGAACAAAAAAAAAAAAAUUAUUUUUUUACUAUUUUUGGCCAGUUUUCCUUUGAUAAUAAUAAUUAAAAAAAAAAAUCAUCAGAUAUCCAUUACCAUUUACCACCAAAUGAACACCCAAAUUGUCCUGAAAACAACAAGGUAAAAACCACUUGGAUGCACAAAGUAGUUGUGAUGAUAUGUACGGUUUUGCUAACACUUAUCAAAGUUGCAAAAUUGUGACUAGGCGUUAAGAUUUGUUUUACCCUUAGGCGCAAAGGGGUUAAA